GUUAGAAAACACAUCCGUAACAAUACGGCAUACGUAAAUCCAUUCAUUCUUCCCAUAUAAAUACCCCUUUCCAUAUGCUUCUUCAGUUCGUAGCAAUAGACAGGAAAAACCAUUCUACAAAACAAAUCAUAUCAGAGUACAAAAAAAAAAUGGUGAAACUAAAUGGUGGUCUCAUCUCCAUACUUAUCAUCAUGGCUGCACUGUCAUCUCCUUCCCAUGGCAUAGUCUCAGUCCCUGGCAUCAACAUAACCCGUAUCAUAAUUGAAGGUGUCGUGUAUUGUUCACCUGUCGGAGAUCCUAGAGCCCCUGCGAUCUCGAAUGCCACUGUUUACUUAACCUGUGCCGGCUCAACCACUAGUCUCGGUCAAGCAGUGACCAAUACGACCGGUGCAUUUACCAUCGUGCUCAACAUUUUAAACAAUGCUUUGUUUGACCCUAGUUUUUGCGGUCUCGGAGUUAAUCUUCCCGCAGGAAAUUGCAAUCUUGUCGUACCGGAUGGCGUCCUCUCUGCCACAUUUAGUCUGAUCAACGUCAUCCUGACUAGUUCCAUAAAUACUGCUGUUUUCUCAGCAAACCCAUUUACCAGUCGCUGAUGCAAGGAAGACUUUGCUGAAUAAUAACACUCUAAUUAAGUUUUACAGUGAGAUGUUGUGGAGAGAAGGAAGUGGCUGAUGCUCCACGAAGCUUAUGAGCUAGUAACUCCCUCUUGGUUGAUUUCAUGUGUGAUUAUCAUAUAAAUAAUGAUAUUAUAUACUUGAAUAAUUUGUAUUUAGUUUGGGUUGGCUGGCUGGUCGCAUGUGGCUAACCGUAUUUGAUAUACAUAUACGUCUACAACUUUUUUUUUCAUAGUUAAAAAAAAAACUAUUUUAUUUUUCAAUUUGUACUAUGCUAAUGAAUGAUAUGAGCUUUUAGUUUCUUUUUUU
Messenger RNA from Capsella rubella, 923 nucleotides. RefSeq lists its product as uncharacterized. Lineage: Eukaryota; Viridiplantae; Streptophyta; Magnoliopsida; Brassicales; Brassicaceae. Bases 75 to 593 code for a protein of 172 amino acids. The transcript has a single exon. The record is from RefSeq and is a predicted model, not a curated record.